CAGGAGAUCAGGGGGCCCUUCCUGAUUAUUAGGGGUCUGGCCCCGGUCUUACAUUAAUGUCAAUGCCUGCUGUUAAUAAACUUCUUAUUACAUGUAUAUUGGUUUUCUGGACGUAUUUUGCCAUGGAACCCCAGGUCAGAACACGGGAACUGACUGACUGGUCACUCUGUCUACAUAAUGGCCGAAAUGAAAUAAAUAUAAUUUUGAUUUGAUUGAUUCUUAUUUAACAUUAUUGUUUCCAGGGUUAUAAAUGUGACCAUGGAUGGAAAAAAAUACAGCGUCUCGGUACCAGAGGCAUUUGUAGCCAGGUUGAACUCAACAGAUCAAGAAGUGAAAAGGGAUGCUCAGCAAGAGCUUGUUCUGCUUAUGAGAAAUGCUGAUGCAAUUUCUGAUACAAAUCAAAACAGUUUGGAUAACAGCAAGGAAAUCGAAGAAAGCAGUGAAACAGAUCCUCCAUUGGCCAAGUCAUGGCGAGAAGAUGAAGCUAGGGCCCUGCUUCUCCAUCGCAUUAGCAUGGAUGGAGAAUUUAGGUCCAUGAAAACACACAAAAGCUUGUGGAAGCAGAUUUCCACAAUGCUUAAAGAACAAAAUAUUACUGCGACUCCAGAUCAAUGUGACAACAAGUUUAAGGCUAUGAAAAAAGACUACAAGUCUGCCAAAGACCACAACAAUAAGAGUGGUAAUGGAACGAAGACUUGCCGUUUUUUUUUAGGAGUUUGAUCAGCUGUACGGCUGUAGAGCAGGAACUACCCCAGAGGCUACAUUGUGUAGUCUUUCUGUCGAUGACACCUCUACAAGUACACCACAGAGGAAAAAGACGAGGAAAAGGCCAGCAGCAUCCUCAACAAGUGUCUUGGAGCAAAUUGAAAAAAGGCAAGAGGAAAGAAUGAAAGUAUUAAAGUCGAUGCAUGACGAUAAAGUCAAACUUUUGGAGAGAUUUUUGAAAGUACUUGAAAAGCCAGAUUUAUCAUAGAUUGUUCAAUUGGACCCAAGUGAUGGUGGGUUAUUCAAAUCGCCUGUCGUCCGUGGUCCAUCCAUCCCUAAAAUGAUGUUAACAAAAUUCCAAGGUCAAGGUCAUUGGGUUCACAGGUCAAUUAAACAAGGCAUCAUGUUAAUAAAGUUAAAGAUCACUGGAUCACAAGGGUCAGGGUCAUUUUAGUUCAAAGGUCAAGAAAAAAGUGGAUUCCUUCAUUAUGACCUUAACUCGUAGUGGGAGAGGUAUUUUAAGUCAAUAAAUAGAACAAAUUAAAGCAAAAGAAACA
This is a messenger RNA of Pecten maximus, 1262 nucleotides long. Its product is annotated as trihelix transcription factor GT-1-like. The coding region runs from base 259 to 720 and encodes 153 amino acids. The record is from RefSeq and is a predicted model, not a curated record. The transcript is spliced from 4 exons. Lineage: Eukaryota; Metazoa; Mollusca; Bivalvia; Pectinida; Pectinidae.